AUGCACUUGGCGCAUGCAACGGCUUCAGUGCUACUAUCGUAGAUUUUGGAGAUUUCCGCAACGGGAAUCGAGUGGAAAAGAAAACCGUUUAUGAUACUAAUUCCUAUAUCUAGAGCUACUUUAUGGCCAGGACCGUCUCAAUCCACGAAAACCUGCAAUGACAGUUCUGCCUAGCGAUAAGGCAUCGAAGUUCAGGUGGAUUCACCUCCCGGCCAACAAUAUAGCUUGGGUUGAAGCUCUUUUAACAAAGCUGUUCCUUGAAGAAGAGACAGUUGAUGUAGAAGGCUUCAAAGCUUUAGAAAGAUCCUUCAGCCAUCAACAUCGGGGCCAGCAGAGUCACUCUUAUUUCAUGAGACCUUUGUGUCAGAGCACUCCAAGAGCGCCGCGGAAGGCGAAAGAAACAGUUGAUCCCCACACAGAACAAGAGCAGGGGCAACCUACUAUUGUCAUUAACGGUAGACCAGAAUAUGGGACUUCCGAAACCUCAUUGAAGCGCCGUACGUCGCGUGAAGACAGAGGUGAGGAGAAUAGUCGUUCCACUCAUGAUGGGUCGAAAGAUCAUGCCAAAAGUACACCGAAGGGGAAAGGGAAGAAGGUCAACGCCAAAGGGAAUAAAUCUCCUAAAAUUGGAACAGUGGCAUCAACCGAAGAUCAACGUCCCAAAUUAGGCCACCAACACGGGUCUCGCUAUCCCUGCCCUCCAAGCUCCUCAGGACGCAGAGAGCCCACCCAAAAUCCCAAGGGCAAUAUUUUUGCGUUCAUGCCUUUCUUACAUUUCGAAACCAAGAGACGUCAACAGGAAAUGCAAGAAGCCAUCAAGCGAGCGCAGCAAAUGCGGUCUCCGUCUCGGCGUCGUCUCGGGAAAGCUAAAACAUACGACGAGAUGCUCAUCCGGGCUCAUCUCGCUACUUCUACAGUCUCACUCCAUGUGCGCCGCACUUUGGACCAGUUUUACUACCACAAUAUUGAUACCGAGAGCCGAGAUCAGGAUCAGGUCGUCUACCGAUACCAGACUCAGGGCAAGGACCUAGAUUCUUGUGAUCCCAAGAUUGUCAUGGUUGACCAGCUGUGGAUGUGGAUUCUUGGUCCCAAUCUCAUGCUUACAUGUUUUGGUCAAAGGUGGCAGCAACCCCGGAACGAUCCAUUGAACGUUCUGGAUAGCAUCAUCGAAGAUAUAAACUCUAAAACACGAGACCCCGUCAUAUCUGUCUAUGAUCUUGCCAUGAUAGUCACUAACCGGUGCAGUGGGGUGUUCGAUCGACAUCGCAUGGGCAAUGACGAGUACGAGUUCCUUGAUAUGUUUGAAUCCAGCAUAGGCGACGCGACCGAUCGGGAAACUGUGCUUUUUAAAGAGUUUAAUCAGGCUUCCGCCCAAGCCUCGGCAUGGCUACAGCAGCAUCGGCGGCCUAGUCGCUUUUCAAGAUAUUUCGAGAGUGAUUCGGUUAACCCAGAAGAAGAAAAAAGAAGAGCCACUGAAAGAGAUGACAAUAUGUAUGAAGAAUACAUGCGUGGGCCUCUCUUCCUCGACAAGCUCCUUGACAUAGGCCAGGAGACCGACCUCUUGGCUGAAACGAAAGAUAUCCGCGACGAGCUGAACAUGAUUUCCAAAGUAUUCGAAGACCAGCAGCAGGUGCUCCAGGACUUGGAAAGCGCCAUCUGUGAUGUAUUCCUAGAGGAGCAGCAGUCCCAAAGAGAGGUGAAGAAGAGAUUUCGGGAUCAGCUCAAGACAAUUGAUACGCAUCUGAAAGACAUCGAGCGCAUGGACAAGCAAGCAGAGCGAAUCUACUCUUCCAUCACUGACAUGCUGGAUCUGAAACAGAAACACGCAAAUGCCUUCGAAGCUCGUUUUGCACGCGAUCAAGCUGCCGGAACAGCGAAACAGAGUCGAACCAUCAUGGUGUUCACGAUAGUCACGAUUGUGUUCUUGCCACUGAGUUUCGUCGCUGCUUUCUUUGCGAUCAAUAUCGAAGAAUUCCCACGGGCUACGGACGGUACUUCAAGUCUGCCUCUCGGAUAUGUAUCAAAAUACAUGUUCGGGAUUGGAUUUGCCGUCUCCAUACCCUUGAUCGUCAUAGCGCUGAUGCUCAAUGAUAUCAAUGAUCUUCUCAAACAAACUAGAAGACGCUUUUCAAAACGACGAACGCGCGCUCCACAAGAGAAGGAAGAAUUCAACGGGACUAUGACUAGUUUGGAGACUUUUAAGUUGGACCAGGUGCUGAGUUCUGUACGGAGUCCAAGGAGAAGUGUCGAAAGCGCUUGGAUAGAUGGCCGUCUUAGCAGGGAGACAGAGAGGACGAAGAGAGAAAAGGGCACGGGGUUUAGGAUAAGAGUUAGCCAGGAUGUUGAAAGAGGCAUCUGGGAUUUUCGAUAAGUGGGAGAGAAGCCAGCGAAAUGCCGGAACCAAUCUUUUUUCACAUAUAACCUUAAUGACUUGGAAUAAGCAUGUCUGUCAGUCUAUCAAAAAAUAGGAGGUAUC
Amorphotheca resinae ATCC 22711 is the source of this 2476-nucleotide messenger RNA. RefSeq lists its product as hypothetical. Gene Ontology annotation, cellular component: membrane. NCBI's taxonomy places the organism in Eukaryota, Fungi, Ascomycota, Leotiomycetes, Helotiales, Amorphothecaceae. Gene Ontology annotation, biological process: metal ion transport; transmembrane transport. The transcript has 2 exons. The coding region runs from base 158 to 2371 and encodes 737 amino acids. The record is from RefSeq and is a predicted model, not a curated record. Gene Ontology annotation, molecular function: metal ion transmembrane transporter activity.